This is a messenger RNA of Geodia barretti, 1404 nucleotides long. The record is from the annotation of a GenBank genome assembly. NCBI's taxonomy places the organism in Eukaryota, Metazoa, Porifera, Demospongiae, Tetractinellida, Geodiidae.
UGCGCAAGGCGCAGAGACGGAAAAAUGGCUGCAAACAUGAAGCCCGUGCUGUAUUCUUACUUCAGGAGCACUUGCUCGUGGAGAGUCCGAAUUGCUCUUGCUCUGAAGGGGAUAGAGUACGAGUACAGAGCAGUUCACCUGCUCAAAGACGGUGGAGAGCAGCUUGCUGACUCGUACAAAGCCAUCAAUCCGCAGUGUGAGGUCCCCACCCUGCUCAUCGAUGGACACACUCUCACUCAGUCUAUGGCCAUUGUGGAGUAUCUAGACGAGACGCAAGGCCCUCCGUACCUACUACCACGAGAUGAUCCCCACAGGAGACAGCAAGUUCGAGCAGUGUCUCAAUGUGUAGCCUGUGGCAUCCAGCCUAUUCAGAAUCUUCGAGUGCUCAAGUUUGUUGGAGACGAGAAGAAGGCUGAGUGGGGCAAGCACUGGAUAGAACUAGGCUUCAACAGUUUGGAGAAAUUGCUUGAAACAACGGCCGGGAAAUACAGUGUGGGAGACGAGGUGACAAUGGCUGACCUGAUGGUGCUUCCACAAGUCUACAAUGCUAAUAGGUUCAAAGUGGACAUGUCGGCCUACCCGACCAUCACGCGUAUCGAGGCAGCCUUGUCAGAGCUGGAGGCAUUCAAGAAGGCUCACCCCACCCAGCAGCCAGACUGUCCCCCUGAACUCAAGUGACAGGCAGACCAUUAUGGGCAAUUUUUUUGGGUGCAUUGCUGCUUUAACUUUGCAAGAUAAUAAUUGUUUCUCAACACACACUUUUAAUAUAGUACAGAGAGUGGAAAUAAUGGUUGGAAGAGAACGGUGCACCUAUGAGGUGGACUGCAAAACUUUAAUGUGGGAGUCAUCACUGAAAUGCCUCUCGUGGUAUCUUUCCCUGGCCAUGGAGGAGGGUGAAGGCAGUAACAGCCUUAUUGAACUCCCACUCAUUCUCCGCCAGACAUUUUUUGCUCCACUCUAGAUUCAUACUUGUGGUCUGGGAUAUCCUCAUAAUGGCCUGAUCCUGUGGAUUAGGGAAGGAAGCAGGGGUGGGGGCGCUGGUUAGGGGAAAGGAGGAGGUUGUGGCGGCGGUGGCAGAAGCAGAUGGGAUCGUGGGGGGAGACGACUGGGCCAGUCCAGAGGAGCCAUACUGUGGUGGAGGAGGAGGCUGGUAGAGGGAAGACCCCUGCUGACUCGGCAGAGAGGAUGUCUGGAUGGGGUUCUCUGGCAGAGGCAGCAGUGCAGACUGGGGCUGAGGGAGAGAGGAGGCCUGUUGGAGACUGGCCAGCUCUUCACGAGCAAUCUGAGAGGAGACAGAGAAAUGGGUGACACCACCAGCAAAUAUCAAAUGUGAAUGCAUAAGUACACCACAUUUUCGAAGAAACUACAAUACUGCAAAGGCCCAUAAGAUCCAAUCUUUAAGUG